This is a messenger RNA of Drosophila hydei, 2088 nucleotides long. RefSeq names its product broad-complex core protein isoforms 1/2/3/4/5. The coding region runs from base 66 to 1841 and encodes 591 amino acids. Gene Ontology annotation, cellular component: nucleus. NCBI's taxonomy places the organism in Eukaryota, Metazoa, Arthropoda, Insecta, Diptera, Drosophilidae. Gene Ontology annotation, molecular function: protein binding. Gene Ontology annotation, biological process: regulation of transcription by RNA polymerase II. The record is from RefSeq and is a predicted model, not a curated record. The transcript has 3 exons.
AAUAUAUUUAUUUAUAUAUAUACAUAUAUAACACUUGCUAGCUUGCUGGCUGGCGGGCGAGCGCCAUGGAUGAUGAGUUUAAGCUUUGCUGGAAGAACUUCCAGGACAAUAUUGCUAGCGGUUUCCAGAACCUGUACGACCGCGGCGAUCUAGUGGACGUCACGUUGGCCUGCGACGGAAAGCUACUGCAGGCGCACAAAAUCGUCCUGGCCAUAUGCAGUCCAUAUUUCCAAGAGAUAUUCACGACCAAUCCCUGCCAACAUCCAAUCAUCAUACUCAAAGAUGUGAGCUUUAACAUUAUGUGCGAGCUGCUGGAGUUCAUGUACCAAGGCGUUGUUAACGUCAAGCACACGGAGCUGCAAUCCUUUAUGAAAAUUGGCCAACUGCUGCAGAUCAAGGGACUAGCGACCAAUUCGAACAGUCCGCCUGGGUCCAAUGUGUCCGAGAAGUCGGCUGGCCAAGUGGCAAAUGCCGCCGCUGGCGCCGGUGAUGAGCCCAACAGCACUCAAAGCAACAGCAGCAACAACAACAAUAACAACAAUAGCAGCAGCAAAUCUGAUGCAGAACAGAUUGAGCCAAAGAGCAACUCGCGUACACCCACAGCCUCGCCGAGCACCUGUCGAACGGAUGCCAAUCACCUGUCGUACAUGCAGAGCAAGAGAUCAGCGCCCGCAGACUUCAGCAGCGAUUCGCUGUCGAUUUAUUCGCGCAAGCAGCUGCGCCGAUCUGUGGAUGGCAUUGAUAACGCGGAUAGCGGCAGCAUGGAGCAUUCAUUGAAUGCGGAGGAGUUCUUUAUGCCGCCCAUACCACACAUAUCGAUGGUGGAGCCGCGCUACGAUCUGGGCAGCCUGAAGCGCGAGGGCGAGGGUCAUCAUAGCAGCGUUGGCAGCGCUGCCGGCACGAGUAGUAGCUCGGCAUCCUCCUCGACGGCGAUGGGCACGCUGCGUAAUCCGUUUGUGCCCGCUUUCAAUUUGGACUACAAUAACUUCUACAAGGCAACGGGCAAUAGUGGGUCGGCCAGCAACAGUUCCAGCAAUUUGCCAGGCAGCAGCAACAACAACAACAGCAACAACAAUGGAGGCAACAAUAAUAACGGUAGCAGCCUGGGCAUUGGGCAAACCACUGAGUAUCCAAAUGAGCUGUAUAUGCCCAGCGAUUACUCCAAGAACUUUGCCAACCACAUGGACAUACCGUCAAUCGCACCUGGCGAGCAUUGGUUCCAAGGCAAGCUCGAGUUUAUGCUGAGCCAGCGCGGCAAGCCGCUGCUGGUCCACGACGGGCACACGUUUGGCAUUCAGUACGUGCGCAAGGAUAAGAAAUAUUGGCAGUGCAAUUUGUCGCGCAAAUUCAACUGCAAGGCACGGGUGACGACAACGGACACCGGCGAGAUUAUCGUGACGAACAACGAGCAUUGCCACACGGAGAUACGUCAGCACUUGCGCAAGGAUUAUCAACGUAACAAGGUCAUGAUGAAUGCUUUGAUCAAUUUGAGCACGAAUCGUUUGGCUGAGAUGCGGCGUCACAAUUUGGCCGGAUUGAGUUCGUUGCCAGGUAUGGGUAUGGUAUCGAGUGCGCCAAUCAUUGAUGAGGUUGUGCAGAAUCUGCAUGAUCUGGCCAAGGCAUCGGCUGAAGCAAGCCAGCAGCAGCAACAGCAGCGGGCCACUGAGGCGCUUAAAUAUGAGAACGACGAGCCGCUAGACUGUGGCAUGCGAAAUUCCGCUGCUUUAGAGGAUAUGGCACGUAGUUUUAUUAGCAGCAACAAGCAAAGCCCAAAUAAUGACAAUGACCUAACCAAAGAGCACAAUUGGUCGUGCAAAAAUGAGGGCGCUGAUGUUCACUGAUAGCGUACGAUUCAAAUUGUUGAAGAGCGCGCCAAUGCAACGUUGCAUUUUCGAUACCGAUAACAGCGGGCGCAAUUUUCGAUAAGCAAGCGCCAUCUAGCGCAUUUAGAUGCCAAUUUAAAAAAUAAAUACAAAACAAAUUAAGUACAAACAGAAAGCAUGCAAUAAUACUCAAAUAUAUAAAAAAAGACGAUACCAAAAUAAAUUCCAAAGAAUUUAGUUAAUAAACUACAUUUGAUUAGCGAAU